Varroa destructor (honeybee mite) is the source of this 2529-nucleotide messenger RNA. RefSeq lists its product as uncharacterized. The record is from RefSeq and is a predicted model, not a curated record. Lineage: Eukaryota; Metazoa; Arthropoda; Arachnida; Mesostigmata; Varroidae.
AUUACUCCACAUUCGCAUCCAACGAACAUUAGAGCAGUUUGGAAAGCACGUGGCAACUGUAUCUGUAGAGAUCUCUAUAACGGUUUUUGAGUGGAAAGUGACUUAUGUGGUGCAUGUGCACUGCACUUCCUCCUGAGAAAAUCCUGCGAAGUCUACGCUUAACUGAAAAUAAGGCAGAUACAGACAACUAUAUCAAUUGUCAACUGUAAUAAUGCCAUUCUCGAUGCAGUAACAUUAAGCCAACUAUCAGAGCAACGCGGUGUAUGCGCGUGCGUAAUUUCGUCCAGUAGCGCCUGUCUACGAUCGGCAGUGCUUAUUUUAAGGGUGACUGAAAAACUUGGCAAAAAACGUUAACGGUGAAUUUAGCACCGGCAUUAAACUUUCUCACUGCUUCCAUCGCUCUGGCAAUGACUGCAAAUGACUUCCGGUCCCAACUGUUACUGCAGUGCAUUGGGAAAACAAGUGCAACGAUAUGCAAGAGCGCCGGUAACAACGACGACGACGUCAGAAAGUUCAUUAUGGAAGAUAUCGUGGAGAUCGAGUUUUGUAUCUUUGUUCGUUUUAUUCUAGUUUUACUAAAAUCAUUGGAGUAACCAGUGUUGUGGGUAGCAGUAGCGAUUAGAGGAGGAACAACGAUAUGCAAUGAAAAAUCAGGCUCCCUGUCAAGGCUAAUGUAUGAAAGCGCACACCGUUGUUGCUCUUACCUCAUCACCUAUGUGCUUAUAUUUGGUAGAAAAGUGUGAACGUGGCCGAAUUAAAGCGAAAUAAAACGGUCGAAGAUUUAGGCGCAGAUGACCUGUCUGGGCUGACCUAGGACCGCGUCGGAUACAAGUGAUAGUUGCAUUUCUUAAUCGCUGCAUUGAUUACCAUCCUGCUAUUUGUUGUCGCUAUUGUUGCGGAACCAAAUAAAUCCAAUGAUAGGUCAGCUGCGAUGUUCAUCCUCAGAGAAGUGCGGCUUAGCUAUAAAGUUAAUACUCGAGAGCAGACAUAGUAGCGCGCCAGGAGUUCUUGCGGCCAAAAAUCGAUACCGCAACACAAAGCAAAGUUGAUUUGUAUUUAGCUCGAGGACUACACAGGACAGUAUGUGACAGAAGGAAAUAGUGACAUGUCAUACAACCGCUACAGAUUCGACGAGUAACAGGGCUUUAAGCAUUCCUAGCCACGGCUCUUUCCUUGUGUGGAAACAAUAUGCCGAGAUUGUAAUUUUUCAAUGAAGUAAACUAAAAGAGAGUUAAGCAAGCAAUAAUACGAAGCUGAAUCGAUAAGUUAACAAAAGGCAGAGUGUAUACACAGAAUAUCUGUAAGUGUUAAAUGUCACCGUUAUAAGCGGGAUAUUGCAAAGUUCUUCGACCUAUUGUACGAAGCUGGAGAGAACAUACCUCAAGGAUACACCUUGAGUAUAAACUAUAUCUGGUCAGUAGUCUACUCGAGAGCAUACUGCCAGAGGGUUAGCAUUGGGCAUACAAAGCUACGCUGACCCACAUGUGUGAAAUUGCAUAAGAGAGCCGUUGUCGAUCAUUCCUAUCGAUCUGGAAAAAAAUGACUGAAUUAUCAGUUUUUACGAUUGACGACCAGGAUUUAUACGGAACGUGGCAUGAGACGCCACCAGCAACCCUUAAAACGCUCAAAUCUCCAAAAAUUAGAAAGUCUUUGGAGCAUAAUGAACAAAUGUAAUAAUAAUCAUAUAUCAGGCUCUAUACCUAUACAGUCUAUAUAGGUCACGUCACUGUUUCUCUUUGAGCUCGCUUCGAAGCCAAUUUGAAUCUCAACUGUCUGUUCUUGGUGUGAGCAAUAUCUGUUCAAGUCAAAAAGGACGCUUUUGCCUCUGACUCAAACCCAAACUAGGCACAAAGCAUGUUUCACCGAAAGAUGAGUCCCUUUCUGUACUCGCAGGAAUGGGCUUAUAUUAGAGCAGCUAACCCACGAUAAGUAGCCAAUACGAAAGGAGGCAUUUGGACCUGGUGGAGCAAAAGGUACAAACUUUGACCUAAACCAAGUCACGUUUACUAUCGGUACAAUUCACUGUCGAUUGUAUCACAAUGUCGACACAGUACCGACAGACAACUGUGGUAACGACGACGACAACUUCUCCUGGAGGAGUAAUCACAAUUAACCGAUCAUUCGUAUCUUCAGUUAGCGGAAUACUUACCUUCCUAGAAGUGGUGUUUGCGUUGAUAAUCUUCAUACUGACCGUGCAAACACGAGAUCGACCAUACGCAUAUGCAUACAAUCUGCCUUUGUACUUCGUCAACUUGACAUCAUUCUGUUUCCUAGUUGUUCUUUCACUCAUAAUUUUGGCGGCUUUUUUGUCAAUUACAGGAACGAUUUUACCCACGACAUUCUUCUUUAUGAUCCUGCAUUGGGCAGGCUUUGGAAUGUAUCUUAUGGGAGGCGUCGGGAUGCUCAUUAAGGACUACAAUGAAGCUGUCCUUGUAGCUGGCGCGGCGAUGUGUUUGGUUGCAGCAGCAUGUCACGUUAUGCAUGUGAUGUUAGCUCAAAGGGGGCGAGUAUGAUAAAAAUCACCUGUAC